AUGGACGCCCGAAUAACCACGGCCGGCCGAGAUCCGAAGUUUUGGCCGUCCAUAGACGCUCUUCCCGACUGGGGUCUUGACGAAACGCUUUCGGAGGCCUCGUCGUCCGCCAGCCAGCAUGUCUGUUCCCAUCCAGAUGAGAGCUCCAGCACUACCAACCAGACGAAACUCGGGUCCGUAUCGCAUUCCAAUGGCUCAACACUGGUUCCGCCAAGUACCAGCCCGACUACUGUCAAACACCGGCCUCCAUUGAGUUACGUUCAAUUAAUAGAAGACUAUUCUCAAGACUGUUCAGAGCUGAAAAACCAGGUGCUCCUAGCGCUUGAUAAAUUCAAGUUCGAAAUCAUUGCAUCGAACAUGAUGAGGAGCGCUGAAACGCCCACAAGCUCUGCGGCGUCGCGGGCCAGAGUCCGGAUUAGCGUCUGCGACGUCCCGUCCCAUCGGCUUGUUCACUCUCACGGAGCUUUCUACUUGGCGCUGGCGCUGCUGCACUUUGCUAAAAAAAAUGCGGGUCGCAUUAGCCCCGCGUGCCUGAAACUCGCGAUGCUGCUGGCAACGGCGUUCUUGGUUCUCGACCUCAACACAAAGAAAAUAGCCAUUCGCAUAUAUUUGCAACUCGUCACAAAUAAGCUGGACAGGUUCUUGCAGAUUAACCACCAGCUGGACAGAACACUUUCCUCACACGUGCGAGCAUUCACAAAUUUGGCGAACGACAGUUUGAAUGUGCUUCUGGGCGGGAGCUCCCGAACUCGCGGCGUGGCCUCGCCAAUUCUGCUCCAGGGUGUACUGAACACGCUUCUGGCAGCUACAAACCAGAAAGUCGCCGCGAUACUCCCGUUUACCGAUCUUGAGUACCUCCACAGAUACCUAGAUGUUUACCAGCUGGACCUGGGAAGCCGGGAUCUGCGGUUUGUAGGCGUGCUCAACUCGGAGGGGCUUAGGGGCUGGUCUGGGCCUGGGCCUGCGCCGCUGAAACCUCUGCGACUGCGGUCUUUUUCAGGCGACUCGCCGCUCCAGCACAGCCCAACGUUCCCGCAGCCAAAGGCAGCGUCGCCGCCGCUCCAAUUGGCUUCCAGUCCGUCGCGGACGUUCCAUUGUUUCAAAUCUCUGCGCAAGAUCUUUUUCUGUGUGCUGCUCGCAUUCGCGGAAGAUGCCCGCAUUGCGCAGACGGAGGAAACGGCACAGUUUGCCCAGCUGUGUGCUCGCAAGUUCAACGUGCGGCUGACGAGCCUCCAUUUGACUCUGCCGACGAAGUUGGUGCUGAUGAGCCAUGUUCUGCAGCAGUUGAUCUCUCUGCAGCAGAGUCUGCAACAGGAGGUGGCGGCAGCAAUUGAGGGACCGCAGGUUGCAGAGACGGAAGCUCCCUUGCCGGAGGAACAGUCCCCGUACAAAGACCUCAUUGGCAAACUGGACGCAAUAAGCAACAAGCUGGGCGCAAUGGAGCUCAACGAAACGGAUUCUGUGGAGAAUCUGACACAGGUUGGCGCCUCGAUCAACGAGCUCGUCGACUUGUACAACACCAUAAUCGACGGCGUCAGGGAUGCGGACGUUUCUGCGCGCGCAACGCCGGUCUCGUCGCCGCAGCUGGCCAACAGAGAGUUCCCGCCGCCGAAAAAAAGGCAUAGCAGCGGGCUCAAUUUCAAUUUGAUCACGGUGUUUGAGGACCAGGCCGACACCAAGGACGUGGUUCACACGGAGCACGGCGUUGCGGAGCUGGGGCCGGCCGAGCAGAUCCCCGGUGUGCAGAGCAAGGAGGAAUUGAAGAAGACGCUGGAAAAGCUCUGUGCUGGCGAGCCCAGGGAAACGAACGAGACGUUUGAAGCCCGCCAAAACGACGGCUCGCUUUCGAUGUCGACGCCGAUCAAAAGCGAGGAGCUGGACAAUUUCAAAAAAGAGCUCAAGGGCCUGUUGAUGAACGCAUUGUGA
Molecule: messenger RNA, 1926 nt
Organism: Ogataea haglerorum
Lineage: Eukaryota; Fungi; Ascomycota; Pichiomycetes; Pichiales; Pichiaceae
Exons: 1
Coding region: 1-1926 (641 amino acids)
Source: RefSeq, a predicted model, not a curated record